Molecule: messenger RNA, 3426 nt
Organism: Vicia villosa (hairy vetch)
Lineage: Eukaryota; Viridiplantae; Streptophyta; Magnoliopsida; Fabales; Fabaceae
Product: probable ion channel SYM8
Exons: 12
Coding region: 301-2976 (891 amino acids)
Biological process (GO): monoatomic ion transport
Source: RefSeq, a predicted model, not a curated record
CAAAAUUGAAAGAAAGUUGAAUUUAUUCACAACAAAGUACUACACAACACAACAGCAUAGAAAAAGCUCAGCAUAUGAAAAGAAAAGAGAUCCAUAUCAAGAUGAAAAAGUCCCCACAGAAAAGUGAAUAAAAUACUCACAAAAGGAUGAGAGAGAAACAAACAAACAAUUCCAUUUUCAUUUCAACAAAAUCACGACCCAGCAAGCAGUACAAAAAAAGAAUCAAUCUCUCAACUGCGUGCAAACUCGCUCACUCACUCGCUCGCUCACUCACUCGUUCACUAACUCACUAACUCGUGAAUGGCGAAGAGCAAUGAAGAACCACCAAAUUCGAAUCUGAGCAUCAACAAACCACCGUUGAAGAAGACGAAAACACUCUCCUCUCUCAAUCUCAGAGUCUCCGUCGCCGCCGAUAAUGGAAUCGGAAAUUCAUCUUCUUCAUCUUCAACCAAAACCGAUUUCGAACAACAGCAAUGGAACUAUCCUUCCUUUCUCGGCAUUGGCUCCACCUCCAGAAAAAGACGACCGCCUCCUCCUCCCAAACCUUCCAACCUAAAACCUCCCGCCUCCGCCUCCGACUUCCAAACCAAACCUCACUCCGAACCUAAAACCUCUUCCUCUUCCUCUUCGCCAUCUUCUAUCGCCGUCACCAAACAACAACAACAACAACACUCUAUCUCUUCUCCAGUCUUCUAUCUGUUCAUUAUCACAUGUGUUAUUUUUGUGCCAUAUUCAGCUUAUCUACAAUACAAGCUUGCCAAACUCAAGGAUAUGAAACUUCAACUUUGUUGUCAAAUUGAUUUUUGUUCUGGGAAUGGAAAAACAUCUUUACAAAAAGAUGUUGUUGAUGAUGUUGAUGAUGGUUCCUUUUCUUAUAACAUUCUGAAUGCAGAUAGUAGAACAAUUUCUUUGUAUAUUGUGCUUUUCACCCUUGUUUUGCCUUUUGUAUUGUACAAAUAUAUUGAUUAUCUUCCUCAAAUGAUUAAUUUCUUGAGGAGAACCAAUGGUAAUAAGGAGGAUGUACCAUUAAAGAAGAGAGUUGCUUAUAAUGUAGAUGUGUUUUUCUCCAUAUAUCCUUAUGCAAAGCUGCUUGCACUUCUUUUUGCAACUCUCUUUCUUAUAGCAUUUGGUGGUUUAGCGUUGUAUGCGGUUACUGGCGGUAGCAUGGCUGAAGCACUCUGGCAUUCAUGGACUUAUGUAGCUGACGCAGGAAAUCAUGCUGAAACGGAAGGAAUGGGCCAGAGAAUCGUCUCUGUCUCAGUUAGCGCAGGUGGCAUGCUUAUAUUUGCCAUGAUGCUUGGGCUUGUUUCGGAUGCUAUAUCUGAGAAGGUCGAUUCACUUAGAAAAGGGAAGAGUGAAGUGAUUGAAAGAAACCAUGUACUCAUCCUUGGGUGGAGUGACAAACUGGGCUCACUCUUGAAGCAGCUAGCAAUAGCAAAUAAGAGUGUUGGUGGUGGUGUUAUUGUGGUCCUUGCUGAAAAGGAAAAGGAGGAAAUGGAAAUGGAUAUAGCCAAGCUAGAAUUUGAUUUCAUGGGGACGUCUGUAAUAUGUAGAAGCGGCAGUCCACUUAUACUGGCUGACUUAAAGAAGGUUUCAGUUUCAAAGGCACGUGCAAUCAUUGUUUUAGCUUCAGACGAAAAUGCAGAUCAGAGUGAUGCACGUGCUUUAAGAGUUGUUCUUAGCUUAACUGGUGUAAAGGAGGGCUUAAGGGGGCAUGUUGUUGUGGAGAUGAGUGACCUUGACAAUGAACCCCUAGUGAAACUUGUUGGUGGGGAACUCAUUGAAACAGUUGUUGCACAUGAUGUAAUUGGACGUUUGAUGAUUCAAUGUGCUCUGCAGCCUGGCCUUGCACAGAUAUGGGAGGACAUUCUGGGAUUUGAGAAUGCUGAAUUUUACAUAAAAAGAUGGCUUGAAUUGGAUGGUCUUGUUUUCAAAGACAUACUAAUUUCAUUUCCGGAUGCAAUACCCUGUGGGGUUAAGGUUGCUGCAGAUGGAGGGAAAAUUGUCAUAAAUCCAGAUGAUAAUUAUGUUUUGAGAGACGGUGAUGAGGUCCUUGUCAUAGCUGAGGAUGACGACACCUAUGCUCCAGGCUCUCUGCCAGAGGUACGCAAGGGCUAUUUCCCCAGGUUACGGGACCCCCCUAAGUAUCCAGAAAAAAUAUUAUUUUGUGGCUGGCGCCGUGACAUUGAUGAUAUGAUCAUGGUUUUAGAAGCAUUCUUGGCCCCUGGUUCAGAACUCUGGAUGUUCAACGAGGUUCCUGAAAAGGAAAGAGAGAGGAAACUUGCUGCUGGUGAACUUGACGUUUUUGGGCUAGAGAACAUAAAGCUUGUCCACAGAGAGGGAAAUGCUGUCAUUAGGCGGCACCUGGAGAGUCUUCCAUUGGAGACUUUUGAUUCUAUCCUUAUUCUUGCAGAUGAGUCAGUGGAGGAUUCUGUCGCUCAUUCCGACUCAAGAUCCCUAGCUACCCUUCUGCUCAUUCGUGAUAUACAGUCGAGACGUCUACCAUACAGAGACACAAAGUCAACUUCUUUGAGGUUAUCCGGGUUCUCUCACAACUCAUGGAUCCGUGAAAUGCAGCAUGCUUCAGAUAAAUCAAUUAUAAUUAGUGAAAUUUUGGAUUCUAGGACUAGAAAUCUAGUUUCUGUGUCCAGAAUCAGUGAUUAUGUAUUAUCUAAUGAGCUGGUUAGCAUGGCACUAGCUAUGGUGGCUGAAGACAAGCAAAUCAACCGUGUUCUUGAGGAAUUAUUUGCAGAGGAGGGGAACGAGAUGUGUAUUAAACCUGCAGAGUUCUAUUUAUUUGAUCAGGAGGAGCUAUGUUUUUAUGAUAUAAUGAUUAGAGGUCGUACCAGGAAGGAAAUCGUUAUAGGAUAUCGCCUGGCCAGCCAAGAGCGUGCUAUCAUCAACCCUUCAGAAAAGUCAGUGACAAGAAAAUGGUCACUUGAUGAUGUUUUUGUUGUUAUUGCCUCAGGAGAAUGACAGAAUGAAAGGAAUAGUAUCAUUCUUGUUCGUUAUGUAUGUUCCGUCUUCAUCAGAUUCAUGCAUGCAUAUGACAUUAUGACCCUUCCUUUGUCUCCCCAUUUAACUUGCCAAAAUGUACUGACAGUGGCAGCUAGUUAACUGUUGAUAGCAGUUGGGAAUUUGAAGACUCCUUAAACUUAGAAGGAACUAGGGUUUUACCGGUUCGAAAAUUCCUCAAGAUAAUGGUUUAUUCUGUAACUUAAUGUGGAUUAUUGUAUCUGUAACAUUACUGUAACUUGUAAAAUAAGCUUUCAGAAGUAGAUGUAGGUGACUAGGCAGGUCUAGGACAAGUUCAAGUUGCGGAGGAUAAAACAUGUUUAGAAACUUUGAACUCAAUGAGAGUGAGAAAGAUGUUGUAGUUGUACUGAUUCAAAGAGGUCUAUAUAUAUAUGAUUCACUUUCAAACAA